CUACCAAUUUUUCCUUCUGGUAUUCCUCUGUAAGGUUACGUUAGUUCGGUAUAAACAGUCUGGGUCCAUUCGAUUUUUCUGAAUCCUUUUGUUUGGACCAUAUUUCUCCCUCAUCACUUCCAUUGGACCCAACAUUUCACAAUUUUUAUGAUUAUAUUCAUAUUGAUGAGAAAUGGUUCAAUAUCACAAAGGAAAAGGCCACCUUUUAUGCACUGCCAGAGGAAGAAGACCCACACAGAACAAUCCAAUCCAAAACACACAUACCAAAAAUAAUGUUUUUAGCAGCAGUGGGUAGGCCUAGGUAUGGGGCUGAUGGGGGUCUGCUGUGGGAUGGGAAAAUUGGCAUUUUCCUCUUCACCUAUCUUGCUGAAGCAAAAAGGGCUUCUAAAAAUAGGCCAGCAGGAACACUUGAAGUUAAGGCAGUGCCAGUUAUAGACAGGGUGGUCAUGAAAAAUAUUUUGAUUCAAAAACUUCUGCCAGCAAUCAAGGAAAAAUGGCCAGGACCAACUAAACAUGUUAUCAUUCAGCAAGAUAAUGCCAAACCACAUGUGGAAGGAAAUAAUCCAGAGUUUCUAGCAGCUGCAGAAGAUGGAGAUUGGAACAUUGAACUGAAAUUUCAGCCACCCAAUAGCCCAGAUUUAAAUGUACUUGAUCUGGGUUUCUUUAGGUCAAUUGACAGUAUUCAAGAUCAAUCAGCCCCUAGAAACUUAAGUGAAUUGAUAAAUGCUGUAACCACAGCAUUCCAGGAUAUCCCACAUGAGAAGUUGAAUAAUGUUUUCCUAACAUUGCAAGGAGUUAUGGGUGAGGUUCUUAAGAACAGAGGUGGCAACAAUUUCAGAAUACCUCACAUUGGGAAAGCAAUGUUAGCUAGGGAAGGAAGGCUGCCAGACAAUGUAGGGGUCACCCAAGAAGUUUAUGAACAGGCAAAACAUUUUCUGGAGGAACAAAUGUGAACUUUUUUGGAAGUUCUUUUUUGUAUGUACAAUAGGGCAUGGGAAAAUUACAAUAUUCUCUUGUACUCCCAAGUCAAUGUACAAAUGUAAUCAGUGUAGCAUCUAACUUGAGGUCACCAGGCAGUUUGGUCAGGGU
This is a messenger RNA of Cuscuta campestris, 1089 nucleotides long. The record is from the annotation of a GenBank genome assembly. NCBI's taxonomy places the organism in Eukaryota, Viridiplantae, Streptophyta, Magnoliopsida, Solanales, Convolvulaceae.